GGUUCGCAGCUAAUUAAAUCUGGAAGUAUAUCUUUCCCGCAAGGAAAGAGAGGGGGAGGAGGAAAUACGGGCGGAGAGAGAGGCGAGGAAGGAAGAAACCGAAGAAAUCGAGGAAGGGGAUUGGGAUUGGCCCCUGCUGCGAUUGUGGUUGAUUCGCUCGCCCAUCCUCCCCCAACGCCGCCGCGUUCCUCCCCCCAAUCCCAAAUCCCUAACCCUGCGAAGGGAUCCCCCUGAAUCCGGCGUCCAGGCCAGUCCAACCUGUAGUCGUUAUCCGCCCCCGCCGGCUUGGCCGUCCCCAAUUCCGAUUGACCCCAUCGCACCCGCCGGAGGAGAGGGGAGGAGUCGGAUCGGGGAGCAUUGGGAUGGCAGCCGCCGCCGCAGCAGCAUAGGGAUGGAGCUGGAUUCCUCCGGCGGCUGCUUGGCUGCUCCAGCGGACGCUGUGAUCGUCGCGAUUGGAGGUGGUGGUGGGCGGGGUGCUGCGCGGCGGGCAGGAGAUCUCCCCGAGCGCCAGUGAGAGCUGAGGAGGAGCUGGUUGGUUAUGGAGGAGAGUGGCGGCAGGCAGGAGGACGCGGCUCCGCCGUGGGCGCCCAGCGAGGCCACGGCGUUCCGCCGUUUUGCGGCGGCCACCGCGUCUGGGCGGUCGCAGGAGGCGACCCCGUCGGCCUCGGGCAAUGGGGCUGCUUCCCGCGUCAGCAGCCUUCAUGGCGUCAGGCGGAAACCGUUUGUUGCAAGAUUAACAGCAGGCAUCAUUCAGACAUAUCAACAGUGUGAUCCUACAUUUAAGUACUCAGAUGAGAACAUCCCAAAACGCUUUCUCACCAGUCCUUCUAUCCCUGCCCACAACGAUGGACUUGACAAUGCAAAUUGGGACCUCAUAUUGUAUGUCAACCUAGAAUUGGUUAAUAAGAUGUCAAACCGAAGGUUUAUCGUCAAGGAAAUGCUUGGCCAGGGAACGUUUGGUCAAGUUGUCAAAUGCUGGGACACAGAAACUAAUGACUAUGUUGCUGUGAAGGUGAUAAAAAACCAGCCUGCAUUUUACCAUCAAGCUAUCAUGGAGGUUUCACUGUUAAGAACGUUAAACCAGAAAUUUGAUCCUGAUGAUAAGCAUAACAUUGUCCGUAUGCUCGAUUAUCUCUCAUUUCAAAAUCACCUGUGCAUAGCCUUCGAAAUGCUUGGGCAAAACCUGUAUGAACUACUGAAAAGGAACCACUUAAGAGGUCUGAAAGUGAAAUAUGUGCGGGCCUUCUCAAAACAGAUAUUGGAUGCCAUGGUUGUGAUGCGAGAUGCUGGCAUAAUUCAUUGUGAUCUAAAACCAGAAAAUAUUCUCUUGGCCCCCAGUGUCGCAACCGCUGCAGCAGUGAAAGUUAUUGAUUUUGGAUCAGCAUGCCUGGAGGGUAAAACGGUUUACUCAUAUAUCCAGAGCCGCUAUUACAGGUCUCCGGAGGUUCUCCUUGGCUAUCCAUAUACAACUGCGAUUGACAUGUGGUCUUUCGGUUGCAUAGUUGCUGAACUAUUUAUUGGUUUGCCACUAUUUCCUGGAGCGUCAGAAUAUGACGUGCUUCAGCGAAUGACUACGAUUCUUGGGGGGCAACCACCAGAUGACCUGCUAAGAGAAGCUAAAAACACUGGAAGAUUUUUUAAGCAUGUCGGUAGUAUUUUUCCUGGCAGUGAGGCACAUGAUGGUAUUUCUAGUGCAUACAGAUUUUUAAGUGAAGAAGAGGUUGAAGCUAGAGAAUCCAAGAGGCCAAAGGUAGGAAAGUGGUACUUCCCACGGCUAAAGCUUGACAGACUCAUUUAUACCUAUCCUUGGAACAAUUCAGAACUGACAGAGACAGAAAAAACAGAUCGUUUGGCAUUAGUUGAUUUCUUGAAGGGGCUUCUUGAAUUUGAUCCAAAUAAGCGAUGGUCACCGGUGCAGGCUCUAUUUCAUCCUUUCAUAACCGGCGAACCGUUCACCGGUCCAUAUGAGCCUGUACCUGAGACUGCAAGAAUUCCUGUUGCUCGUGCUGCAGCAAUUGAUCACAAUCCCGGAGGUGGCCACUGGCUACAUUCAGGUCUUUCCCCGCAGGUUGGAAGUGUGAACAGAUGCCUACCUCUGAAUAAUGCCUAUCCUCCAAAGAUGCCCUUUUCUUAUGGGAGUAGUUAUGGAAGCUUCGGUAGCCAUGGUAGCUAUACUGGUAAUGCUGGUUUUGCUAACAGCUAUGGAAGCAUUGGUGAUGUUAAUACUAGCAAUAUGUAUUACUCACCCUUAGGUUCUUCUGGAUUUACACAAAUUGGCUCUAGUCCAGAUAUUAGACUAAGACCCCGUCUCCCACAUGAUAGAGGUAUUAGAUUAAGCCCUGGUAGUCUAGGACCUAUGUCUCUGGGAGCCAGUCCAUCGCAGUUUACCCCACCAAACUACCAGAUGCAAAUCCCAGCUAAUUCUACUGGGAAGCAUGGUUCUGGUUCUCCUGCAAGUGGAAGCAUUCAUGGUUCUCCAUUGGGAAAAGCUGCUACGGCAGGCCCGUAUAACAUGAGGAGGAACGUGCCAAUGCCGCCACAUGAUUAUGUAUCUCAGCAUGGACAAGUGCGAUACGGAGAUGGUGUCAGUUUUAGUCAUCCUGAUGGUUAUGUUCGAGGACAUACAGGCCACUCUCAGAAUGCAGGACCCAGUUCUGGUCAUUCUAGUUGGAGACCACAAAUAAGUUCAAGAAGUGGUUUUUCCUUGGAUGCCUCGUCUAGUCACGGGCCUUCGCAGGCCCUCCAUUCGCAGGCUCCUUCCAACUCAUUUGACUUCUCACCAAAUACAUCAGCUUCAUCAGCACUUGAUCCUGCUGAUUGGGACCCUAAUUAUAGUGACGAGUCAUUAUUGCAAGAAGAUAGUUCAUUGUCAGCUGAUCUAAGUAGCAGUCUCCACCUUGAAGAUGCAACUCGUCAAGCGAGUGGAUCUAUUAGAUCAGCCAAUUUCCAAGGCCAUGUCUUUGCAACAUCUAACCCUGUACCAACAAACCAAAGAGGAGAUCAAUUAUUUCGUGCCUCCUAUCAAGGAGGGAGUUCUCAUUCCAGUGUUCCCGUCAACUAUGGCGGUUACAACCCUCCAAGUUAUCCUCAGCAAAGUCUCCGUCCUCGUCCUGGACAGCCAAUUCUUCAGCAGCGAUACAAUCAGCCAACUUCUGGUCCAAUGCGGCUGAUGGGGAGCCAUCACAGUGGGCAGCCUGUGUGGCCCAGUACUUACGGCAUGGGCGAAGGAGUGCCCUGGGGUGGAACAGGAGGGCACUCGUUUACAUCGAGCGGGCUGCCGCCAUCUCUUGCAAGAAAAGAUUAUGGGAGCAUCUUUUAGCGUGGAUCGGAGGAAUGGCAUUGAUUCAUUGCAGGCAUAAAUUAUUUGUACUUGCGAGAUUGGAGUUUCGAUGUUUCUAGCUGUUGGUUGUUUUCCCGAUGUUGUUGGAUUCCAUUCCUCCAUCUGAUCCUUUGCUAAGACAAGACUCCGUAUAUACAAUAUAUGAUCGAUGAUUAUAGCAUUCUUUGCGUGUUCUGA
Messenger RNA from Setaria italica (foxtail millet), 3517 nucleotides. Its product is annotated as serine/threonine-protein kinase minibrain. The coding region runs from base 539 to 3319 and encodes 926 amino acids. Gene Ontology annotation, molecular function: protein serine/threonine kinase activity; ATP binding; protein tyrosine kinase activity. NCBI's taxonomy places the organism in Eukaryota, Viridiplantae, Streptophyta, Magnoliopsida, Poales, Poaceae. The transcript has 18 exons. Gene Ontology annotation, cellular component: cytoplasm. Gene Ontology annotation, biological process: peptidyl-serine phosphorylation; peptidyl-threonine phosphorylation. The record is from RefSeq and is a predicted model, not a curated record.